Messenger RNA from Manis javanica (Malayan pangolin), 6386 nucleotides. Lineage: Eukaryota; Metazoa; Chordata; Mammalia; Pholidota; Manidae. The record is from RefSeq and is a predicted model, not a curated record.
CUGCAAAGAGGACCCUUUACAGUAUUUUUGGAGAAGUUACUAAAACCGAACCUGACAUCACUACCUAGUGGUGCUGCUGGUAAGUGGUUUGUUCUUAGGGUGACAGAGGAGGAAAUUGCUCCCCUUCUGAUAAGAUAACAGAGAAGAAAGAACGCAUGCUGGUUCCUGGGAAUACGGCUGAUUUCCAGAUAUGACCAUGUAUUUGUGGCUUAAACUUCUGGCAUUUGGCUUUGCAUUUCUGGACAUAAGAGAGUUCAUUGCGGGGCAAACUACACAUGUGUCCAGUACUGGGCUGAAUGGAAAAGAAAAGUCCAGUACUGCACCUCCAGAUGGCCCCUUACCUGCUCACACCACUGCAUCCUCACCCACAAGCACCUCUGAAAGAGGAAAUGACUCCUCAGAGACCACGUCUCCUCUUACCCCAGACAUUACUUCCACCGAAGUGUCCCUGAGCUCUUUGGAAAACGCUAGUAUUGCUGAUGCAACAGGUGUUCCGGAAGAGAGGACUCCACUCAGCACCUUGCUCGCAGACACAGCUUCCACACCGGUAGCCCCCCUCAGCCCUGCACACACCAGCUCUGCUGCUUCACCUUCACGCACCCCCAGCACCCCCAGCACCGCCAACUCCUCAGAUCUGAGCCUUCCCACCCCUGCAUCACCCACUCUGAGCCUUGCAGCCGGCACUCUCCUCACAGACACCCCCACAACAAUAGCUCCUACUACACCUAAGCAAUCGUGUGCUGACAAAUUCACAGAAAUCUCUGUGGACUAUGAGUAUGACUAUGAAGAUAAGUCCUAUAGAGCCAGACUGAAUGCCAAGGACAAGGUGAACUGCACAAACGCCGCAUGUGUGAACAAUGUGCUCCACAACCUGACAGAAUGCGAACAUAAGCACAUUACUAUAUACAACAACUUAUGUGCUGAACCAUACAAGAAUGUGAUGUUGGAUGUACCACCAGAUCCUAACAAAUUUCGGUUGACUAACUGUACACUGGAUGAAAAAGCAAAUACUUCUAUUUGUUUAAAGUGGGUGGAAGAGGGCUUCAGUUGUAAAAGAAGUAAAAUCACAUACAAGUUUAAAUGUGGUAAUAUGAGCACUAAUUCCUCUGAUGCCGGAAAGGUUGAAUUUGAAAACCUUCAUCCCAAAACUAAUUACAGUUGUGUUUCAGAAAUACUUUAUAACCACCAUAGAUUUAAUAGCCAAGAAAUAAUUAUUGAAACAGAUUUUGGAGUUCCAGGACAGCCCCAGAAUCUCAGGUGUAAUGAGAGCACCGCAGAGAGUGUGAUGAUCACCUGGGACCCCCCUAAAAACAUCACAGAUCAAGGAGUGAUGGUUACCUGGGACCCUCCUUUUGAUGCAUACUCUCUUUAUUAUCAGAAUUCAUCAGGUCACAUACAAUACUUCACUGUGAAGAAAGACAAAACCACAUACAAUUUGCAAUCACUGAAACCAUUUACAAAUUAUAGCGUGUCAGUACUCGCCAACAUCACCGGGAAGGUGCCCCGUGAGGGCCCUGCAGCGACGUGUAAAUUCCAAACACAAGCGGCAGCCCCAAGCAAGGUCAAGGACAUCACUGUUUGGAUGAAGUCUGAUAACAGUGUGCGCGUGACGUGUACUGCUCCCCAGUUCUUAAAUGGCCCAGAGACACUCUACAAAUUGCAAGUCAAAAUUGGAGAGCAUGCGGUUCACAACGACACAAAAAAGGAGUGCAAAUUCUUUGUGAAAAAUCUUCAGUAUUUAACAAAAUAUAGGUUUGAGGUCCUUUUUAACAAUGGGAAGUUUUCUGGGCCUCCAGAUGGCGUUUUUCAAUCAACAUCUUAUAAUUCUAAAGCACUGAUCAUAUUCCUGGUGUUUCUGAUUAUCGUGACAUCAAUAGCCCUGCUGGUUGUCCUCUAUAAAAUCUAUGACCUGCACAAAAAAAGAUCCAGUACUAUGUUUAAAGAUGAUGAGAAGCAACUGAUGACUGUGGAGCCGAUCCACGCAGACAAUUUGUUGGAAACUUACAAGAGGAAAAUUGCUGAUGAAGGAAGACUUUUUCUGGCUGAAUUUCAGAGCAUUCCACGAGUGUUCAGCAAGUUUGCUAUCAAGGAUGCUCGGAAGAGCUUUAACCAGAACAAGAACCGUUAUGUCGACAUUCUGCCUUAUGAUUAUAACCGUGUUGAACUCUCUGAUGUGAAUGGAGAUGCAGGGUCAAACUAUAUAAAUGCCAGCUAUAUUGAUGGUUUCAAAGAACCCAGGAAAUACAUUGCUGCACAAGGUCCCAGGGACGAAACUGUUGAUGAUUUUUGGAGGAUGAUCUGGGAACAGAAAGCCACAGUUAUUGUCAUGGUCACUCGAUGUGAAGAAGGAAACAGGAACAAGUGUGCGGAGUACUGGCCAUCAGUGGAGCAGGGCACCCGGGCUUUUGGAGACAUUAUUGUGAAGGUCACUGAGUACAAAAGAUGUCCAGAUUAUAUCAUUCAGAAGCUGAACAUCACAAACAAAAGAGAAAAGGCCACGGGAAGGGAGGUGACUCACGUCCAGUUCACCAGCUGGCCGGACCACGGGGUGCCCGAGGACCCGCACCUGCUCCUCAAGCUGCGGAGGCGAGUGAACGCUUUCAGCAACUUCUUCAGCGGCCCCGUCGUGGUGCACUGCAGUGCUGGUGUCGGACGCACAGGCACCUACAUUGGGAUCGACGCCAUGCUCGAAGGCCUGGAGGCGGAGAACAAAGUGGACGUCUACGGCUACGUGGUCAAGCUCCGGAGACAAAGAUGCCUGAUGGUUCAGGUGGAGGCACAGUACAUCCUGAUUCAUCAGGCCUUGGUGGAAUACAACCAGUUUGGGGAAACAGAAGUGAACUUGUCUGAAUUACAUCCAUAUCUACAUAACAUAAAGAAAAGAGAUCCACCCAGUGAGCCGUCUCCACUAGAGGCUGAAUUCCAGAGACUUCCCUCCUAUAGGAGCUGGAGGACACAGCACAUUGGGAAUCAAGAGGAAAAUAGAAGGAAAAACAGGAAUUCUCACAUCAUUCCAUAUGACUUUAACAGAGUGCCGCUCAAACACGAGCUGGAAGUGAGCAAAGAGAGUGAGCAGGCUUCCGACGAAUCUUCCGACGAAGACAGUGACUCCGAGGAGACAAGCAGAUACAUCAACGCGUCUUUCAUAAUGAGUUACUGGAAACCCCAAUUGAUGAUUGCUGCUCAGGGGCCACUGAAGGGGACCAUCGGUGACUUCUGGCAGUUGGUAUUCCAAAGGAAAGUCGAAGUCAUUGUCAUGCUGACAGAGCUACAGAAUGGAGACCAGGAAGCUUGUGCCCAGUACUGGGGAGAAGAGAAACAGACGUUCGGAGACAUAGAGGUGGACAUGACGGACGCCAGGAAAUCUUCAGCCUACACCCUCCGGGUAUUUGAACUGAGACAUUCCAAGAGGAAAGAUCUUCGAACUGUGCACCAGUACCAAUAUCAUAACUGGAGUGGGGAAGAGCUUCCUGCAGAACCCAAAGAAUUAAUCUCCAUGAUUCAGACGCUCAAGCAAAAGCUUCCCAAGAAGAACCCCACCGAAAGGAAUAAGCAUCACAAGAGUGCGUCUCUCCUCAUCCACUGCAGAGAUGGGUCUCAGCAAACAGGAGUGUUCUGUGCUUUGCUAAAUCUCUUGGAAAGUGCAGAAACAGAAGAGGUGAUAGAUGUUUUCCAAGUAGUAAAAUCUAUACGCAAAGCUAGGCCGGGGAUGGUUCCCACAUUUGAGCAAUACCAGUUCCUAUAUGACAUCAUUGUGAGCACCUAUCCAGCCCAGAAUGGACAAGUGAAGAAAAACAAUUCAGAAGAUAAGAUUGAAUUUGAUCAUGAAUUGGACAGAGCCAAACAGGAUGCUAACUGCAUCUGUCCGCCCGGAGCCCAGCAGGCCGACGGGGGCAGCGGAGAGGGCGAAGGGCCCAAACCCACGAGCGGCCACGAGGGGCCAGAACACGCCGCCAAUGGCCCAGCGAGCCCAGCUCCAACUCAAAGCGCGUAGGAGACACAGACGGGACAGCUCAAAACCGCACGUUAGCUGUUGUUUCUAUUUUUCUAAGAGCAGGAUAGAUAACUGGAUUAAUGAAGCGCACUGGACCAAUAUUUGUGGGAGCUUCUAUGUUAACUACUGUAGAAAAAUAUUUAAGACAGUCAAGCGAAAAUGUUUUGUACAGUCUUAUGCUUACUUUAAAAUUUCAUCUACUGUUCAGUAGAGUAACUUCUUUGUAGUCUGUGCAUGUGUGUGUGUGUGUGUGUGUUGUGUGUGUGUGAGAGAGAGAGAGAGAGAGACAGAGAGAAAAGAUGCUUUCAGGUGAAUCUAAAUGCUCUUGAAAACUUUGCCUUUUUAUUUUUUUGAAGAAAAAACACAUUUUAUAGUGGAAGUAUUAGCUUAGCUUAAAGGCUCUAUUUUUUAAAUCAUAAGUCCUGUGUGGCUCUAAGAACAGCAUGUGCAUUUCCUAGAAUGACCUCAAGGUGUCGUCCGUGUUCUAUUCAUAAAUAUCCUGUAGCUUUUAGGACUUCUGCAAAUAGACGUAGUGGCAUGUGUGUGUAUGGUGACCAGACAGUUAGCUAAAUUAGCAUUUGGAAACCUUAUAUUCCAUAUGUUAGCAUAUAGUCCAGUAUCUUUUCAAGCUUAUUUAAUCUAAUUUAAAAUUUUCGAGUGAGCCUAUCUUGUUACAGUCACAUGGUAUUUACAAUUUUGCAGCAUGUACCAUUCUCUGUAUAAUAUGUGAAAUUCAUUGCUUGAUACUUCUGACCAAAACUUACACUUGUUAUAGUUGAACUUAAAUAAACAUCUUUAAACAAAUGCAACAUAUAUUACUAUCUUUAGGAUAAAAAUGGGGUCAUGCAAAUGUGUUUCUGCUAAAUAUUUACAUAUGGAACCUAACAGUGCUAUUUUUAUGGAAUACAACAUUGAUAUGGAAAGAAUAAUACCGCAUAUGUGUAUUUUCCAUGGCAAAGCUCACCCUUGAAUUUAUCAAAUACUUAGACUGCUUUUACCAGGAAUUAUAUCAAUAAUCAUAAUAAAAUUUGAUCACCUUUUCUUACACAUAAUAUAUUAAAUGUGUUACAUGUUUGUAUAUGAAUUGUGUAAGCACAAAUUAAAAUAAAUGCUUAAUGCAAUUGACAUUUGUAGGAAAAUUUCACAGGUCUCAAUUUAAAAAAAGAAAUCUAUAGUUUAAUAAUUGUUUAGAAUAUACAAAAAAAGAAAAAUGGUUAUUUUCCAAAAAGUAUUAAGCAAACUCAUUCCAGUGAAUUCUGCAUUAGCUUAUUAAAUAUAAUAACAUUACAUACUACCUUUUCAUUCUCUUUGUCUUCGCUCUCCUGAUCUUAAAUAACUAGACAGCAUCAAAUGCUUUCCAUUAUUCAACUCGUAUUUAUCUUGCGUUCAUCCUCCUCUUUUAUUUUACACAGGAAGUUAAUAAUUAAUUCUUGAUUAUUGUGUAGCAUUUUGUCAUUAAUGUAUGAAAAGGAGUGGAUUUUAGAAGGAAGCAAGAGUUUCUAAUUUACAUUAGGUUUACUUAAUAUCUGUACUUAUUAAUGAGCAAAGGGGAUUGGGAAUCAUCAAUUAUGGGCAGUGGAAAGUUUGCGUAUCCUUUUCUCAUUAGUCCCUGAGGUUUUAGUGCCUGAGUCUGUCCAGUUGGAACCUGAUCAGUCACCAUUUACUAGACACUUGUUAAAAUUUACAGUUCUCAUGUUCAGGAGACUAGUGUGGUUAUGUGUCUAUUUUAUCUGUGAGCUGCUUCAAAAUACAAGCACUAAAAUUCUAAGUUUAAAAAAUUCUACAAGUCAAGUGUUUUUUCUCAGAGGUUCCAGCAGCGAGUGACAUUUCCAAAUGUAGGUGUUGUGUGUUUUAAAUGUGUAUUAUGUACUAGAGUCUAUCCUCUCAAAACAAAUACUUAGAAAAUAAAACUAUGGUAAUUUCUAUUAGUUGAAGAAGCAAGCCGAAACAGUUUUUUCCUUCUGCAAAUGAGGAACAGUAAAGGGAGAGACAGGGCAGUGGGGCCGGCAGGCCCAUCGCUCCUGAGGAUACGUAUCGACUAGAAGGUGGGGCCUGCACACUAACGCAGGGGAUCAGAGGUCUAUACCUCUUAUGUUAAAAAAGAAAAUAAUAUGGAAUUAUAGACCUACGCCUGUGACUGUGUGUUGCAUGCCUAGGGAAUCUGCCAUGAGAUGCCUGGCAUUUAUUUCCUAGUUUGGCACUGUCAUUAGUAAUUCUAAGACCUAGUCAGAAAAAUUAUGCAAAAAGUUUUAAGUUUUAGAGGUAAGGCUCUGGGUACCAUUGUGUAUAUAUUGGACAGAAAGAAACUAUGUUAUGUUUCUUCUGAUGUUUGUUCAUUUCUAAUAAUUCCAGAAUUCAUUGGGAAUAAAGUAUGCAUUCAGUAUUCUUAAAA